This is a messenger RNA of Drosophila innubila, 2150 nucleotides long. Its product is annotated as larval serum protein 1 alpha chain. Lineage: Eukaryota; Metazoa; Arthropoda; Insecta; Diptera; Drosophilidae. The record is from RefSeq and is a predicted model, not a curated record. The transcript has 3 exons. The coding region runs from base 15 to 2042 and encodes 675 amino acids.
CGUCAACAAGUGCCAUGAGAUUAAGCUACCUGCUAUCGCUUAUCAGCUUUCUGCUUCAGCUUUGUCACAAUGUGGCUAUUUUCCCGGGCAAUAUUGUGAAUCAUUACUAUUUGAACAAGCAGCGUUUUCUGUUGGAAAUACUUCAUCACUUGCCAGAACCUUUGCUCCAUGAACAAUGGCUCGGAUUGGGCCAACAAAUUGUCACGGAUAAGUCGCAAUAUGUUCAUUAUAACGAUCACAUGAUUAAGUUCUAUCAAUUGUUGAGCACAGACCGAUUGUUGCCCCGUGAUGUAUAUUACAAUCCUCAACAGCCUGAGCACUACCAGGAGACAGUGGGACUCUUUCACUUCUUCUACAAUACCCGGGAGUGGAGCACUCUCAGACAGAACAUCUGUUGGGCCAGAGUCUUUGUGAAUCCGGGACUCUUUCUAAACGCCCUAAUACAGACUUUAAUGAAGAGAGACGAUUACCGUGCCCUAAUCGUGCCAAGGAUCUAUGAACUCUUGCCUGCUCCUUAUCAUAGCGAACAGGUAUUGAGGGAAGCGAGUAGAUUCAACUAUGCGAAUUGGAUCUGGCAAAAUCAGGAGCAGGGAAAUGACACGGGAGUGCAGUUGGUUCUGCCCAAGAGGUUGUUACCCGAUAACUUAUCGGGAGGUCUGCGCAAUACGAGCAAGUGGAGUGAAGCCAUGUCUGAGGUGCACAUACUUAGCCUAGAGGAGAGGAGACAAUCCAAGGGACUGGCUCUAUUGAUUGAGGACCCUGGCUGGCUUUCCUACUGGUACUACAUCAAUAUGGGUAUAGCUCUUCAAGAAGAACCGACGGAAACCGAUAGACUACGGGAUUGGUUUUACUUUCAGCUGAGUCAACUUCUGGCACGCUACAAACUGGAACUUUAUGCACGGAAAUUGGAAUACAGACGACUGGCAAGAGUUAGAAAACAAGAGUUUACACCCUUACGAACCUGGCAUUAUCAACGUUACCAGCUGGAAACCGAAGAAACUUUAGAGUAUCUCUCAAAUUUAAUUGAGAAGUUAUUAAUAGAUGUACAGGAAGCCAUUUCCACUCAACGCCUUCUUCUAUCGAACGGCACUCUGAUUGAUCUGCGUCAUGAUCAGAAUUGGCAGCUCGGUCUAGCGGAGCUCUUUCCCUACGAUUUGAGUCAACUUCAGAUGCCAUCCGCCAAGGAAGCACAGCAGCUUCUGGACCUUCACACGAUGUUGCGAGAUCCCAGGUUUUAUUUCUAUGCCGAUCGUAUACUGUAUGCCUAUCGAUCAUAUCGCAGUGCAUUUCAACCGAACUAUCGACAGCUUGUUAGACCCACAGAUUUGCGCAUACUUGAGGUGCAAGUUAGUCCUUUAAUCACCUAUGAAGAGCCUGUGGACAUUGAUGUAAGCAAUCUGUUACAUAGCAGGCACUUUUUCUUUGGAAAUCAGUUCAUGUGGCCUCAGGCAAUGCAAGUCCGGAAGAGGCGUCUGCAACAACGACCUUUUAGGAUCAACUUGCAACUGGAAAGCAACAAGACACAGUCAAUCAUAUUGCGAACCUAUCUUACCACAUCGGGUGGAAAUAUGAAUGAAGAACCCUUCUAUCAACUGGAUUCCUUUCUAACUGUUCUCCAUGCGGGAAAUAACUUCAUCAAUCGCGAAUCAAUUGAUUUUUCCGGCAUGAUCGGUGAUCAUAUUAGCAUUACUGAGCUUUAUCAUUAUGUUCGUCUGGCUGAAAGGGAUCAGUUUGACUUUCCUUUAAAUAUAACUAUACCAAGCUGCGGUUUCCCCAGACGUCUGAUUCUGCCCCGAGGGGGUGCCACAAAGGGGUUGUCAAUGCGACUCUUUGUUCUAGCCACGCCCUACAACUACAGGGCGAGACAGGAGAAUGAACUAAACUGUGACUUUAGCAACGGUGUCAGCAGCUGGGAUGAGCUUCCCUUUGGUUACCCCUUCGAAAGAUUUGUAGGGGAUGAGGAAGAACUCCAUGAUGCACAUACAAUGUGGAAAGCAGUUGAGAUACAACAUGAAGAUCGCAAUACUUUAAUCGACAACUAAUCUGCAAGUUAUGCCUUUAUAAUGGAUCGGUAUCGGUCAUAGCUUCCCCUUCUACUGCCUUCUUUGAAUGCGUAAAGCAAGUCCAUAAAAUAAAAUUAAAGUCCAAUA